AUGGAUAAAUUCAUAAAAUUAACUGAUGCUGUGGCAGAAUUUGAGGCCGACUAUAAUGACACGGCCCAAAUUGGCCACACAAAAUAUACCCUCACUCUUCAGCAAGAGGAACUUAAGGCAAUAUGGAGAAAGGUAAAAACAGCUUACGAAGAAUUAGUGCAUUCCGACACGUUAGACGCUAAAGGAGUCUCUACGGUUAAACCUAGGUAUAAGAGCUCCUAUUCUGUUUAUUUGCGCUGCAUGUCGAACAUGUCAGAUUUCCAGGCAAAGUUAGUCAAGGGCGAAAAAGAUACAGAGGGCGUGUCUGUCCAGGAACACAAUAUACAUCUGCCCCCGUGCGAUACGGACGUGUUCAAAGGCGACUACCUCUCUUGGCCAACAUUCCGAGACAUGUUUACGGCCAUAUAUAUACUGAAUAAGCGCCUUACCCCGGUUGAGAAAUUAUUCCACCUCAACCAAAAAACACAGGGGGAGGCCAAAGAUAUCGUACAAAAAUGCCCACUUACUAACGAGGGAUUUGCCACUGCAUGGAAAAAUUUAACUGAUAGGUACGAGAAUAAACGUAUUCUCGUAAACUCCCAGUUACAAAUUCUUUUUAAUUUAAAGUCGGUAGAAAACGAGUGCGGAAUCUCGAUUAAGAAACUACAGCGAGAUAUAAAUAAUUGCAUCUCAUCAUUAAAAAGCCAUAAAAUUGACAUAUCAAACUGGGAUGCAAUAUUUACUUAUCUCUGCUCAACGAAGUUGCCAGAAAGUACCUUAGCAUUGUGGGAACAAACGAUCGAGAACAAGACGGAAAUAUCCAAGUGGGAGGAUAUGGACAAAUUUCUGUCCAACCGAUUCCAAACUCUUGAAACCGUCUCGGGCAUAACAGGUAUUAAACAUACCAAAACCCCAAAGCCCCACAAUAGUAGGCAUACAAAUGAAACACCGCAAAAAAGACUUGGCGCAUUUCAAGCUUCUGUAGCCAAAACCAUGUGUGUAUUCUGCAAAAGCAGUAACCACAAAUUAUCGAAAUGCCACAAAUUUCUCGAACUCACGGUGUCAAACAGAAUAGCCUUCAUUAAGGAGAAUCGUGGCUGCUUGAACUACUUAUCCUUUGGACAUACUGUGUCAAGGUGUACGUGCUCAUUUAACUGCAGCACCUGUCACCAAAGGCACCACACGCUCCUGCAUAAUCAAGCAGCUCAGCCAAAAGCAGCCAUGAACCAAAGGCAACAACCAAAUUUUUCAGAUGACACGCCGUCAACUUCUGCGCAAGCCCAGGCCAGACGCAACUCUGAAAAAGGAAAUAGGAGUCCGGUUAAUAACGUUAAGUCCUGUUUUGCCAACACGAACAAGGGAGUCCUAUUAGGAACGGCACGUGUCAAUAUCUUCUUCAAUAAUACUAAUUUUUCAGCCCGUGCACAAAUAGACUCCGGUUCGGAAUGUUCAUUCAUAUCAGAAAGACUUAAACGCCGAAUUAACCUACCAUCCAAAAGUUUGAAUGCUCAGGUGUCAGGCAUCAACAACACCGUUUCAGCCCAAGUCAAAGAAGCGUGUUUAAUACAGCUGCGGUCACCGAUUGACCCUUUAAUAAAAAUAGAUACCACUGUCCUGGUUCUACCACAGCUUACAGGAAAUCUGCCGACUUGCCAGAUCAAUGCUAUGACAAAGCAAGCGUUGUGGGAUUUAGUAUUAGCUGACAAGAGAUUCUUCAUAAAUGAGCAAGUUGAUCUUGUACUAGGCGGCGAUAUUUACGCCCAAAUAAUAUUGAGUGGCAUACAGAAGAAUGUUUUAGGUACCCUGCUUGCGCAAGAGACUGUAUUCGGCUGGAUACUAACCGGUCAAACUGAGGCAACAGGGCCAACGAAUAAAUGCGUUUCAUUCUUCAACGAAGUCACUCUAGACAAACAAUUAGCGUCUUUUUGGGAAUUAGAGGACAUCCCAAAGAACCAUACAUACAACAGAGAGGAAGUUUACUGCGAGGACCUGUACAAACGCACAACUAAAAGGAACAAAGAUGGAAAAUAUACAGUAUCGUUGCCAUUCAAAAUGGAUUUUCCAGGGAGCGUACGGUUAGGACCCUCUCUCAAGAGUGCUUGCUCUCAAUUUUUUCGCAAUGAGACGCGUCUAGCAAAGGACCCACUCCUACAAACGGAGUAUAAUAGGGUACUGUCCGAGUACGAAACUUUAGGACAUAUGACGCGAAUUUCCAGCCAUAUUCAAGCUGAUGAGUGUGAAAAUUAUUUUUUACCUCAUCAUGCCGUCCGGAAGGAAGAGAGCACCACCACCAAAGUACGGGUGGUGUUCAAUGCGUCGUGUCCGACAGCUAAUGGGGUGAGUCUCAAUGAUGUGCUCCAUCCUGGUCCAGUCCUGCAAAAUGACCUCACCAUCUUAAUACUUCGGUGGAGAUUCUAUAAAUAUGUUUUUAAUAGCGACAUCGAAAAGAUGUAUCGCCAGAUUUUACUUAAUCCUACCGAUAACAAGUAUCAACGAAUAGUUUUCCGCACAAGCCCAACAGAACCAAUUAGUCUUUUUGAACUUAAUACGGUGACUUUCGGGGUCAAUUGCGCCCCUUACCUCGCGAUUAGAACCCUGCUCCAAUUAGCUGACGAUGUAGAACAGUCACACCCCAUGGCGUCGGACAUAUUAAGGAAUUACAUGUAUGUUGACGAUGUUUUAGCUGGCGGUCACACCAUCGAAGCUGCUAUCAAAGCAAAAACCGAAAUAACAAGUGCAUUGCAGUCUGCUGGGUUCCCCUUGAGGAAAUGGACGUCCAAUUGCAAUGAAAUAUUAAAGGGAAUACCAAAAUCCCAUCUACUGAAAGAAGACUUCUUGGACUUUGAAGACACUAGCACAGUCAAAGCUUUGGGUAUCAGGUGGAAUGCCCACUCUGACAAUUUUUACUUUACAGCCAAGCCAAUAGAGGAACAGGUUAGCUAUACUAAAAGGCAAAUACUAUCGGCUAUUGCCAAAUUAUUCGACCCUCUAGGAUGGCUUGCACCAGUGAUAAUUACUGCGAAAAUUUUAAUGCAGAAUAUCCGGCUCGAAGGACCAUGA
Molecule: messenger RNA, 3039 nt
Organism: Rhagoletis pomonella (apple maggot)
Lineage: Eukaryota; Metazoa; Arthropoda; Insecta; Diptera; Tephritidae
Exons: 1
Coding region: 1-3039 (1012 amino acids)
Source: RefSeq, a predicted model, not a curated record